Molecule: messenger RNA, 1418 nt
Organism: Linum tenue
Lineage: Eukaryota; Viridiplantae; Streptophyta; Magnoliopsida; Malpighiales; Linaceae
Source: the annotation of a GenBank genome assembly
GUUUCUCUUCCUCCGUUCCUCGUCUCUGCCAGUCUGCCUGGCUAUAUUUUGCCUCUCUCCAGUGGAACGAGCUCCUGAAGAAUCAGAGAAAAAAAUGCAAACUUUCCAACGGAUGGCAGGUUUUGCUGCAAAGGAAGCGGCUUCGGGAAGAUAUGGAAUUGGGGCGCUCGGGAUCCGGAAUCCAAGUUUCAGCUUAGCUGCCUUGCUUCCGAAAUAUCUAUCCACCAAGGGCGGCGGAGGCGGAGGAGACGAUGAAUGGAACGAUGCCUGGGAAACAGCCUGGCUUCCUGAUGAUCUGAAGGGUAAAGACCGAGCGCCGUGGGAAACAGACGUGAACUUCCCGGCCGCAGAAGCAUCGACGGCGGAGAUGUCACCGGAGCUGGACUCGGAGGCCAAGGCGUUCGUGGAGGAGAUGAAUGAGAACUGGGACCAACGGCGGGGAAUCGGGAAGACCCAGAGGAAGGACGCGGAAGAUGGAGAGAAGAAUGACGGGAAGGAGAGCGGGAAAUCGAGUGGUCUGUACAGUUUGGAGAACAUGAAGAAAGAUUACCGACUGAAGAAGCAGAGGAUUCACGCCGGGCUGUGGGUUAAGGAGAUCGAGAAGCUGCAGGAAGCGAAGCUUGCGGAAUCGGGAGCAGGGGCCGCCGAUGAUAUCGAUAGAUUGCUCGAUAGUUACUCCGAGAUAUUUGAUACGACGAAUGCCGACUUGGAUGGCACCAAGAUCCCGAAUUCUUCCGCUGAGCUGAAAAACAAGCCCGAUGGCUGGGAAACGACAUCGAAAGCUCCUGAUGGGAAUGUAUGGGACAUGUCACAGAGGGAAGAAGACAUUCUCCACCAAGAAUUUGAUCGCCGAAUAGCUUACUGCAAAUUCCAGAUCGCUAGCUUUAUAAAGAGCCACAUAUUUAGCAGGAGAAGACCCAUUGAUGGGUGGAAGUACAUGAUCGAAGUCGUUGGACCAAAUGCUAGGAAAGGGAAAGGUAGCGUUUCAAGAAUCCCAGCUCUAUCGGAUCCAUCAACUCAGCCUUUCAAGGAGGAGAAGACCCAGAUUCGAGGCAGCUUGGAACCCUCAAAGCACAGACAAUUCACUGCCUGAGUUUCUGUUUUGUAUUUUGGUGUGUCCUGAAGGUAUGGGAAGGAUCAAUCAUGAUCGAUGCAUUCUUGAAAUUCGGGCUGCAUCGAGGAGCUGGUGCUUGUUGACGAGUUGUAAUUGAGAUUCUGAAGGAUCAUUUUGUUCUGAGAAAAGCAAUUGCGAUCUGAUGGGCAAGCAUCAUGUUACAACCCAUAUCACAAAACUUCCAUGUCCCUGGCAUUCUAGAUUACCAAGGUACUAUCGACCCCAAUGACCAUAUUAACACUUUCUACUGGAAAAUGAAAACUUUUAAAGGGUUUGAGAUGCUACUAUGUGCAAAGCUUCCUCA